CAGACUACGUUGGCAGUAUGUAAAAGAGGGUGCGCGGAUGCUCUUAACGUUCAGUCCUAACAAAUGCCUGAAGGAUUCACUUCCCAUCCAGAUCUUUCAUCUUGGAAGAACAGGAAAAGCCAUACAAGAUGAAAAGCAUCCUGAAGGACAAAACCCUAAAAGUGUCCCAUUUUGAGAUGCAGAGUCACUCUAUUGGUGCCGUGCGCUGGACGCUACCUGAGGAAGAUGUCCAGGUCCACAACUCUGCCCCCACCAGCCCCUUCAAGUGCUCCAGCACCCGCACAAACCGUUUACAGCAAAGGCAACAUCAGCAGGGCUUAAAGGAUCUUAAGAGUUUGCAAGAGUGCAUCAGAUUCAUCAACCAUUGGAAGGACCAAGUGGCACAAGUUUGUAAGGAUGAAACCGAUGCUGGUGAAGGGUGCAGCAAAUGGGCAGACCAACAGCCAGACCCCAAAACUGAGCGCAGUCUUGAAGAAAGUCGCAAACUCAUUAUGCUGUGGGCCAAUGAACUUCAAAGUGUAGACAAGCUGUCUAAAAAGCAUCCAUGGAUGAAGGAGAGGUUUGAUGAAGAACAUGAGGACACAAAGCAGAAUGUGGAUCACAAUGAGCUGGUGGACAAGAGAAUCAUGGAGUGGGCCAAAGAGCUACAGAGUGUAUCAGAGAGCUAUGGAAUGCUGGGAGAUGAGCUGGCACAGAUGUUGCGUCUCUUAGGACUGAGGAAGAAGAGGCUGGCUGGCCUCAUGCCACUACUGGAGUUCAUCACUUGGAGCUUGUUGAAAGACGAAAGCAAGGGCAUGGUUCCUCAUCUUUGGCUUUCAGCCAAGCAGCGCACCUGGAAAGCCGGCAUGUCACGAUACAUCCCAAAUUCAGUCUGGAGCUGGAUUGUCAGUGCAGCAGCUGAUGUAACACUUGAUCCAAUGACCAACCACCCCUGGUUGCAACUCUCUGAUGAUCAAAAGAAGGUUCAGGAGGCUCAUAAAGAGGCUGAUGUGGCCCACAGCCCUCAGCGUUUCAACAGCUGGCCCUGUGUCUUAGGCUGGGAAGGCUACAUGAGCGGCCGCCAUUACUGGGAACUUGAUAUAGCAAACAAUGGUUACUGGAAAGUGGGAGUGACAACUGCUUCGGCGAGGAGACAUGGUCGCUUUCCGAUGAUUCCUUCUAAUGGAUAUUGGUGCCUGUGGCGGAGCACAAGACAGUUCUUUGCCUGCACCGAUCCCGAAACAACCCUGCCACCUACUCUGGUGCCCCAAAAGAUGGGAAUCUACAUCGAUUAUGAAGAGGGACAGAUUUCUUUCUACAAUGCAGAGAACAAGUCACACAUCUACACCUUCACAGCAGACUUUCAUGAGAAGCUGUACCCAUUCUUUGCCCCACUGGAUGGUAGGACCCUUAUAACCAUCUGGUCCCCUAAAGAACUUCAAUCAAGCAAUCAAACCGGGCAGGUUUAAAAGAUCUGUGUUUCUGUUGAACAUCUAUAUCUCGACAAAUGAUUCAUAAUAAGGACAAAGUUAAAUAUAUUACACUUGAUAUACACAUUGCAAAACAAAGAGACCAAACCAGACCUUUCCAUUUGUUGGCUCUACGGUGGGCUGGACCCACUCAUUGAGAGCCAUUGAAACUAAAUGCUUUCAUCACACAGUAAACUUUGCCCUUAUUCAUUAUUUAAAAAUAAAUACUUAUUUUAUGUACACCUCUAACCAUUUAUAUAUCUAUGCUUGUGCUGUUAAUAAGCUUCUUCUCUGUCUGUGUAUUUAAUGUAAGUGAGAGUAUAUGUGUUUGGCACAAACAUUUCUAUAUUUUAUUCCAUCUUAAUACAUGAAUAAGAUAACAAGAAUCAAAUAUUUAUUAUGUCAGUGUUUAUGUGUAAAUAAUAUCUAUUAAAAGUGUAACCACUUUAUUUUUUAUAAAUGUUCUGGAUGAUCUGCUGUCUUAAUAAAAUGUAAUAAACACAGGA
Molecule: messenger RNA, 1954 nt
Organism: Misgurnus anguillicaudatus (oriental weatherfish)
Lineage: Eukaryota; Metazoa; Chordata; Actinopteri; Cypriniformes; Cobitidae
Product: erythroid membrane-associated protein
Molecular function (GO): protein binding
Source: RefSeq, a predicted model, not a curated record